Molecule: messenger RNA, 3856 nt
Organism: Melanotaenia boesemani (Boeseman's rainbowfish)
Lineage: Eukaryota; Metazoa; Chordata; Actinopteri; Atheriniformes; Melanotaeniidae
Gene: mapk11
Product: mitogen-activated protein kinase 11
Exons: 12
Coding region: 140-1225 (361 amino acids)
Biological process (GO): intracellular signal transduction; protein phosphorylation
Cellular component (GO): nucleus; cytoplasm
Molecular function (GO): MAP kinase activity; ATP binding
Source: RefSeq, a predicted model, not a curated record
UGCAGCGCGUGCAGCAGCUCAGCUCGGCUCACCAAGCAGCAGACGGUGGCCCAUCCUCCAAUUUCCUCCCAUCGUUUCUAUUUUUGCCUCUUUUUCCACCCCUUUUAUUUAUUUAUUUUGCUUUCGCCGGCUCAAAGAAAUGUCGGCCAGACAGGGAUUUUACCGGCAGGAGCUGAACAAGACUGUGUGGGAGGUUCCGGAACGGUACCAGAACCUGACGCCGGUGGGCUCCGGAGCCUACGGUUCGGUGUGUUCAGCUUACGAUGUGGUGUCAAGGCAGAAGGUUGCAGUGAAGAAGCUGUCCAGGCCUUUUCAGUCGCUGAUCCACAGUCGCCGCUCGUAUCGGGAACUCAGGCUUCUCAAGCACAUGAAACACGAGAAUGUAAUAGGGCUGCUGGAUGUCUUCACACCUGCUGCAACAUUAGAAGACUUCAAUGAACUCUACCUGGUGACUAACCUGAUGGGUGCAGACCUCAAUAAUAUUGUCAAGUUUCAGAGGUUGUCAGAUGAACAUGUACAGUUCUUAAUUUAUCAGCUGCUUCGUGGCCUCAAGUACAUCCAUUCAGCAGGACUGAUCCACAGAGACCUUAAACCAAGUAAUGUUGCAGUGAAUGAAGAUUGUGAGUUGAGGAUCCUUGACUUUGGAUUAGCAAGACAGACGGAUGAUGAGAUGACAGGGUAUGUGGCAACCCGCUGGUACCGAGCACCAGAAAUCAUGCUGAACUGGAUGCACUACAAUCAGAAUGUUGACAUUUGGUCAGUGGGCUGUAUUAUGGGAGAGCUGCUGAAAGGAAAAGUCCUUUUCCCUGGCACAGACUAUAUUGAUCAGCUGAAGAGAAUAAUGGAGGUGGUUGGGACUCCAACGCCAGACCUGUUAAAGAAAAUCUGCUCUGAACAUGCACAGAAGUAUAUCCAGUCUCUGCCCUUCAUGCCCCAACAGGACCUGGAAAAGAUCUUCAGAGGAGCAAAUCCACUGGCUGUUGAUCUACUCAAGCGCAUGCUGGUUCUGGACUGUGAUGGGAGGAUCUCAGCCAGUGAGGCUCUGUCCCACCCAUAUUUCUCACAGUACCAUGAUCCUGAUGACGAACCAGAGGCCCCACUUUACGACCAAACACUGGAGAGUAAAGACCGAACUCUAGAAGAAUGGAAAGAGUUGGUAUUUGAAGAGGUGAACAGCUUUAAAACACCCAGCAACAAGACCGAUAGCCUUCAGGUGGAGCAGUGAACCUCUCAGCUCUGCUGUAUCCUCCAUCUGUAGAAAGACCACAUACUCAGUGAAUGUGAAAAGAACAGUGGAAAAUCAAGUGAUGGAAACAACUUGUGUCUGACUGCCUGUCAUGGGUCAAUCUGAGCAGCAGGAUAUGACUGACUCCGUGGGACCAGACGUCCACAUGACAAAUACAGGGAGGAUUUUAGAAAUAAAAGGACCUCUGCAGUGCAGAAAGUUGCUUCUUUUUAUAUUUACCCUCACAGAAGAUUAAAUGAGGAAUACUCAACAUCAGGGAUUGCAGAGGAUGGGAUGAUUCAUAUGAAGGAGCAACUUUAAUCAACUGAACAGUGUUUACAGACUGUCAAAAAGGUACUGAAGUAAGAAAAAGAUGCACACUAGGAUUUCCAAAGCAAUGACAGGGAUGCCGUCUCAUCAUGAACAGUCAGUGCUUCAUGUAUGGAAUUCAUGUUUAAAGGCUUAAAGCACCAUUUAAAAUCACAAAACAGCUUAGCAUUUAGCCUACAUACUACUGAUGCAUGGUUUCAGUGCAUUUUAUUGUUGCAACAUAUUAAUGGUACUGUAUUAUAAUCACUAAGAGUCCAUAUUGCAUCAUUGGUAUUAAACUAGAAUGAUGGUGAAAGAGAGAGGCAUUACUGGGGAAUCUUACCAACUUUCAAUGUGUUCCAUCUUAAUUUGAGUCAUUUUUCUAUCUUUUCUCGACAAAAGACAAACUACCUGUACUGCUUUUCCUCUCCUGUUUAUGGAAUAGUAAACACCAACUGUGCUAUUAAUCAGUAAGGUAAGUAAUAUUUGCCAAACCUGGAGCAGAGCGACUUGGCCGCAGGUCUGUGUUUACAGUGUAACCUCACUUCUCAUAUACAGUUUCUGCUGAUGAUUGAUUGUUAACCUGUUGGCUUUGGCAGCACUCCACCAGGUUUCCAUGCUUCAUUGCAGUGUCUUUUAUAGCCCACAUAUGUGUUUACAGUGAUUUAGAUUGCAGAAAUGUUAUUAACUUUUAGAAAUGGUUCCCAGAGGGUAUGUAAACAAUGCUGGAUAAUCUGUUAUACAACUUGUAGCUUCAUCCAAGCAACAACUGGUCAAGUUCCCCAGGCGGGUUAGUCACAUGGCAGCCAUAUCUGGCUGCUUAUGGCAACUGGGGAGCUCAUUAGUCAACUUUCAAGUUACUUAGGCUUGUUUUUUUGUAUUUAUAAUGCUUGAUUAUUAGAAAUUAAACUAACCAUUAGUGGCACCGAUAUCAUGCACAAGCCCAGUUAUUUACCUUGAUUCUUUUAUGAUUCAGGGCAACAUUAUUACAACAUAUCCAUAAUUAUGUAAAGCUGCACCUAGACAGGUAAUGUUUGUAUAAGAAGCAUGAUCUCGGUGCAGAUUAGGAUAAAAACAGCCGACUUCCUUACUGAUGCGUCAUUCAUCUUGCAGGAGACUGGAGUUUUAGUUCUACAAAACUUUUGCUGAGGUAGAAAUAAUCUGGUUGUGUUAAACCACAGCACGCAGAGCCAACAGAUCACAAGUUUCAGCACAAUACUGGAGUUCAGAGCAAAUGUGCAUCCUCACCAAGAUCAACAAUCUAUCUUGUAAUACUUCCUCUGUCUCCCAAGUUUCAUCAGACAUGGCCUGGUAGUUUUCAUAUUGAAGCUAACAGACAUCUGAGAGUUGCAUAAUAUGCAAAUCAUGUAUUAGAUGCAAUGUCAAAAAACACAUGUAAGCUUAAGUUUGCCCAAAUGACCCUCUAAUGUCAAGUAAAAAUGCAUCUAUCCUAUAAAGAUGUGCUAUUUUAGUAAACAUUUUGGCCUGGCUAGCUUUUUAAAGAGCUAAAAAGCAAGUUUAUUUGAUUAGCAUAAAUCAUCGACAGUGAUUCAAAGUGCUGUACAGAGACAUUGAAACAUUAGAAAAUAAAAAGCAUAAUUUCAAAUUAAAAACACAGUCUUUGUAAUACAAAGGCCGUAGAAAUGUGACUAGAGAGCUGUUUGGAUUUGUAACUAAUACUGAAGCUCAUUUGAGGUUUGACCAUGUAGAUUUAGAUGAAGCUAUCUAGGAGUCAACCUGCUUGAUAAGGGAAAUUACCAUUAUAACAUAUGGUGCAGUUCUUCAUAAACACACAACAUCAACUCUGUCUGCUCAUGUUUUACUCAAUGAGAUCAUUUCUACCUCGCUGAAACUUGCACCAUUCAAACAAUAAUUUACCCUUUAUAAAUAAUUUCAGGAUUACAGGAAAGGAAAGGCGCUCUUAGCUGUGUAACGUUUCACACUGGACUGCUACAUGUAGCCUUUUGAGCAAGUCGUCUAUUAACACUGGAUGCAAAAUUAAUUUACUGUUGAAGUGGAUCAAACCUGUGUCUCGGUCAGAGUGUGUUAGAACUCUGAAUGUUAAAGUGUUAUGUGCUUAUGUAAAUGUUGUACAUGUGAUGGGUUUAAAUAGAAACUGCAAACUGAAUGUAAAUGUAUACUGUAUGUAUGUUAUAAGAUAGUGGUGACUUCUGAAUACAUGUUGGCAUGUGAUUCCAUUGUAUGAGUUUCACAUCACUAAAAAGAAUGUCAGCUUUGUUUGCAAAUGCCUCAUUUGAUUUUCUGAACAGGUAACUUUGCAAGUUUUGGAUGGACAUUAAAUAUCAUAAUUUCUGUUUGUCA